AUGAAGCUCAUUUUGUUUGUUGAACCACCCUCAGGACACGACUUUCCAAGCCUUUGUCACCAACUGCGAACACAAUCCAGGUCUUCAAGCCACCGUAUCCUACGCUGGUUGCUUUCUGAGAGCACAACGGUACUGCGGGAUGAGUUUCGCCGACUCUCUACCGAGCUAAAAAGUGAUUUGCCUCCUUUUCAGUCUGUGCUGGAUAUUAUCCAAGGCUAUAAUUGGCAAGCUGGACCUUUGGCUGGCCCAUUGAGCAAUGCCUUCUCAUGCUUGCUAUCACUAUGCCUUUUUGUAGGGGACUACGAACAUCGAGCAGAGGAGUUCGAUUUCCACGAAGCUAAUUCGCUAUUGGCGGGCCUUGAUAUGGGGUUACUGGCGGCUGCAGCCGUGGUAUCAUCGCCAACUCUAGCAGAUAUACCAGGUAUUGGGGCAGAGGCCAUCCGAGUUGCGUUCAGAACAGGGAUCGUGAUGCAAGAAAGAGCUCGACAGCUCGAGUCACAGACCACGGGCGCUGCUUUGGAGAGUUGGACUGUAAUUACCAGAGGCACGAGUGAGGAGGCGACGCAAACUGAAGUCCAAGCUUUGAAUGAUACCAUGGGAAUAGCCGACUCGCAUCCAAGCCGGCUCUUUGUGAGCGCCGUACAAGGGAACAACACUGUCCUAAUAUCCGGGACUCCUUCCAGAUUGGGCAAGCUGCGGAACACAUCCCAGCCACUUCGAGAUGCAUGUUAUGCGUCUCCACUGCUUAUGCAUUGGGGCCCAUCCCAUGCACCCCACCUAUAUGACCAGACCCACAGCAUAUGGGCAGUUAAUGGAAUCGAAGAAUCACUUGGGACGCGUUGUCUUACCAACAUCGGCAGUCUAGUAUCUUCCACGGAUGGGAAGAUUAUGAAGGCUUCCACAGUUGCGGAACUUUUUCAACUUGUAGUCCAUGAGUUGUUGACAAAAACCGCUCAUUGGGCCAAAGUUUCAGCAAGUCUGAAAGCAUCUUCCAUCAUAAGGAAGCAUACAGAAGUUCAAGUUGAGAUUUUCAAGCCCCAUGGCAUCGUGGAUGAUUUGAUUCUCGAAAUUUCAGUCGUUCAUCCCUGCCUGAAGGUUGUCCUCUGUAACAUAGGGCAAUGGCUCGCUGUGGAGAACAAAGGCAUCCCUGAUCCCGGCUCGGAAAAGAUUGCCAUUGUGGGUAUGUCCUGUCGAUUUCCUGGUGGAGCAAAUGAUACACAGAAGUUCUGGGAGUUGCUGGAACAGGGUCGCGAUGUUCAUUGCAAGGUCCCAGCAGAUCGGUUUGAUGUUGAUAGUCAUACAGACGUCACGGGUAAACUUCCAAACACCAGUAUGAGUCCUUUUGGUUGCUUCAUUGAUCAACCGGGACUUUUCGACGCCAGUUUCUUUGACAUGUCCCCCCGUGAGGCCGGACAGACCGACCCUACUCAUCGCUUGGCUCUUGUCACGGCAUAUGAGGCCCUUGAACAUGCGGGCUACACACAUGACCGCACGCCAUCGACCAAUAAACUCCGUAUUGGGACAUUUUAUGGUCAAUGCUGUGAUGACUAUCGUGAGGCGAAUGCAGGACAGAAUGUUGACACCUACUUUAUUCCCGGCAAUUACAGAGCUUUUGCGCCUGGUCGCAUUAGCUACUUCUUCAAAUUCUCCGGUCCUAGUUUCAACUGCGACACUGCGUGCUCGGCAAGCUUGGCGACAAUUCAGAUUGCUUGCACGUCGCUUCUCCAUGGAGAUGCGGACAUGGUAGUGGCGGGAGGAGUCAAUAUUCUCACUAACUCUGACAGUUUUGCUGGGCUCAGUAGGGGCUAUUUUCUGUCCCCAACGGGCGGCUGUAAAGUAUUUGACUGCAACGCGGAUGGUUAUUGUCGAGCAGACGGUGUAGGCUCUGUGGUGCUCAAGAGGCUUGCAGAUGCUGAGCAGGAUAAUGACAAUAUCCUGGGGGUUAUUGCUGGCAGUGCAACUAAUCAUUCCGCAAAUGCCGUGUCCAUCACACACCCUCAUGCAGCGACGCAGGCCAACCUUUUCAGGCAAAUCCUGACCCAAUCGGGCGUCAGCCCACUGGACGUGGACGUGGUCGAGAUGCAUGGCACGGGAACACAAGUCGGCGAUGUGAUUGAGAUGGAAUCCGUUACUAGAGUCUUCAGCCCUCCAGGGGUGAAACGCUCCCACCCAUUGCACAUCAGCUCGGUCAAAGCCAAUAUUGGGCAUGCGGAGGCAGCGGCCGGUAUGGCAGCACUCAUCAAAGUCCUUCUAUCCUUUCAACACAAUGAAAUCCCGAGACAUGUGGGCAUCAAAACUGCAUUGAAUCCCCGGUUCCCAGCCCUCGGUGAACUGAAUAUCCAUAUUCCCGAAACAAACACGCCAUGGCCCCGAAAUGCUAGCCGCAAACGGUAUGCCAUGGUGAACAACUUCAGUGCCGCUGGAGGAAAUACUAGCCUGCUGUUGGAAGAGCCACCUGCCAGAUCUAGUCCGAAAGGCUGGCCAUGCACGCGAUUUGUCGUCGCGGUGUCAGCCAAGAGUAUUGUGUCUCUGACAGGAAACCUUGAGAGUCUCAUUAGUCAUUUAGAUAACGACCCCGCCAUUCAUCUAUCCAGUCUUUCCUAUACGACCACAGCACGUCGCAUGCAUCAUGCAUAUCGCGUUGCUGUUGAUGGUGCGACAAUCCAGCAGGUCAGCGAUUCCCUCAGGCACCAUUUACAGUCUGUCAACCCUCAGAAACCCGUCCCAAAAAUCUCACCAUCGACUGCCUUCGUUUUCUCGGGUCAGGGUAGUCAUUAUGUGGGCGUUGGUCAUAAACUGUUUGAUCAUCAACCUAUCUUUCGAGAGGAGGUCAAGCGCCUGGAUGAAAUUUGUGUGCUACACGGUUUUCCUUCCAUUUUACCAGCUAUCACGACAACCGCUCCUGACGUCGUCGAAACGGAUCCUAUCGUGGCUCAUUUGACGGCAGUAUGCGUUGCAAUGGCAUUGUGCUGCCUGUGGAGCAGCCUUGGGGUGACUCCUGCGGUAGUCAUUGGCGCCAGUCUGGGAGAGUACCCGGCUUUGUAUGCAUCUGGUGUCCUCUCGGCCAGUGAUGUGAUAUUUCUUGUUGGUCAACGAGCAAUCCUGCUAAAGGAGCUCUGUACACCAAAUACCCAUGCCAUGCUGGCCGUCCAAGCGACAGCCGAAGAGAUUCGGGAGAUCGCACAAGGGCUAUCGUUUGAAGAAGCCUGUUUCAACGGACGCAGGAAUAUCUCCAUAGCGGGAUCUGCAGAUGUCAUCUCGGAAAUUCAACUUGCACUCACAGCUCGGGGGUAUCGAUCCACCAAGCUCCAUGUGCAAUACGCGUUUCACUCCUCCCAGAUUGAGCCCAUUCUUGACAGAUUUGAAAAGCUCGCUCGGGCAGUGACCUUCAAGUGUCCGAAGAUACCGGUAUUGUCGCCCUCAUUGGCUAUCAGUAUCUGCGAUGACACUACAUUUGACAGUUCUUAUCUGCGGGAUAUGACACGGCUUCCCGUGCGAUUUGUCGAAGUCCUUGAAAAGGCCCAGGAAACGGGUGUUAUUGACUCUAAGACGGUGUGGAUCGAGAUUGGAGCACAUCCGACGUACAGCUACUCGCUAUGCGGAGCAUUUGCGGACCCUCCUCUUGCAGUUCCUAGCUUGAAACAGGGUGAGGAUAAUUGGCACACAUUCGCGAAGAGUAUGGUGGAGCUAUACCAUGCGGGCUUAGAUUUGAACUGGAACGCAUGGUAUCAACCGUUCGAAUCUGAUCUGCGCCUUCUAGACCUUCCUUCAUAUCAUUGGAAGAAUAGGAACCACUGGAUUCAGUAUAAUGGCGACUGGAUGUUGGUCAAAGACAAAGGGUCUCGCAGCUCUGAGCGUCUGAGCAUGUUGAACGAGUCUUCAUUGCACACAACUCUGAUACAUCAGGUUGUAGAAGAGACUAUAUUAGAUGACACUGGCACAGUAGUUGUUCGAUCCAAUAUUGUGCAUCCAGACUUCUUUCACGUUGCUUCCGGCCAUAAAAUGAAUGGUCGGCCCGUUGUUUCAGUGUUCGCUUACACCGACAUGGCAUUGACGUUGGCAAACUAUCUUCAUUCCAAAAUUAGGCUCGGGGUGGCUUUACCUACAAUGGACUUCUCUAAUGUGCGCAUUCUCAAGGGUCUGAUGCCACACGAGCAUCAGACUGGGACACAAAUUGUCCAAGUCAGCGCAUCUGCAGACCUCAAGCGCGGCUUGAUUGACAUGUCGUGGUAUCAUAUCCUGGCUGACGGUACUGAGGAAUUAGUAGCAACCGGGGCGGUUGAAUGCGGAGAUUCGCAUGUGUGGAUGAACGAAUGGGCAGAUCUGGCCCAUUUACUGACCAGUCGCAUUGAAGUUCUCAAUGAGAUGGCGAACCAAGGUAAAGCUAGUCGUUUGUCUCGGGACCUGAUCUACACCCUCUUCCACACGCUGGUAGAAUAUUCCAAGCCGUACCAUGGAAUGCAGUCGGUGAUACUCAACGGCAUGGAGGCCACGGCAGAAGUGAUUCUCAGCCCCCCAUCUGACGGCAAGUGGACCGUCUGUCCUCAGUAUAUCGACCCCAUAGCCCAUAUUGGAGGAUUCGCUCUGAACUGUGGCAACGCUGUGGAUAAUCGAAACAAUAUUUUUGUAAUGGACAGCUGGCGCUCAAUGCGUUUUGCUCGUUCAUUGGUACCAGGAGUUAAGUACCAGACGUACGUCAAGAUGCAACUCGUUCCAGAUAGUACAACACUCUACACAGGUGAUGUGUAUGUACUCGAAGCCAAGGAGGUGAUCGGCGUUAUUGGAAGAAUGACACUUCGGUCGUAUCCUCGAGUACUCCUCAGUCGGUUCUUCCCAAGAGAGGGUUGUCAAUCGCUCGAAUCAGUGGGGAGUGGAUCUGGUUCUCGUGUAGUCUCUUCCACGGAUGGAAUGCUUAUAUGUACGCCGUUAACAGACCUCACGUCGUCAAAACCUUCCACAUCACAGGAAGUGGAGACGUCCAACAAUUAUUCUGGUGAUGAGAAGAAUUCAAUCAUCGCCGGUCAAGGGCAGAUUGCUGAGAAAACAUUGAUUGGUGGAGCAAUGGGUCUGAUUGCUUCUGAGACGGGCAUGGAUCUGGCAGAUAUGACUGACGAGACAACGUUGUCUUCCAUGGGGAUCGAUUCUCUCCUGUCACUUGUUCUGGUACAGAAGUUUGCCACGGAGCUGAAUAUUGCACUGGAGGGUCAUGUGUUCUUGGAAUGUCCCACCAUAAGGGAUUUCAAGGUGUUGCUGGCUGCGCAUUCUUAA
Penicillium pulvis is the source of this 5268-nucleotide messenger RNA. RefSeq names its product type I polyketide synthase. Lineage: Eukaryota; Fungi; Ascomycota; Eurotiomycetes; Eurotiales; Aspergillaceae. The transcript is spliced from 4 exons. Gene Ontology annotation, molecular function: fatty acid synthase activity. The record is from RefSeq and is a predicted model, not a curated record. Bases 1 to 5268 code for a protein of 1755 amino acids. Gene Ontology annotation, biological process: fatty acid biosynthetic process; secondary metabolite biosynthetic process.